AAAUAUGCAAGGCAUUGUUUAUUGUUGAGGAGGCUUCGUUUGUGAAAUCGCCCAACUAUGAAUAUUUCAUUAGGCGUUUUAAGCAGAUGGUAUAAGUGACAGCGAAUCGACUUCAUUUUGUUUAGAAACUAGUACCCCCAAAAAAAACAUUCAAACAAAUACUAAUUGUUCCCUAAUGGUCUGACAACAGGGUUUUACUGCGAGAUAAAACCAAGUCUUUUCUUCGCUUUUUCGCUAAAACAGCUGAAAAAAGCGAGACGUUUUUCGUCGGUUUUUUCGGCUUGGAACAGAAUGAUUUCGAUGCCUGUGUCUGGCUUUGAAAGAGGAUUAUUUGACCACUCGAUUCAAAAAAGAAAUCUUCUAAGGAGUUCUGUUAGUUCUUCAAGUGAGUUCUCCAUGCCUCCAUACGAGGUAGUCCCAGCAACUCGUCCUAUUAUCGUACUUGGUCCUUCUUUACGUGGAUAUGAGGUCACGGAUCUUAUGCACAAGGCGUUGUACAAUUAUCUUAAGAAGAGAUUUCAUGGAAGGAUACACAUCUUCAAAGCCCAUACAGAUAUUGGUCAGUCUAAAAGAUCAACCAAGUCCAACGCAAGCGAAAAAGAACGGUUUGGGUUGACAAAAAGUGCGAGUCGCGGAGUCACAGCCGAAAUCCAACGAGAAAUAGAACAGAUCUACGAACUUUCAAAAAGUCUAAAUAUAGUAAUUAUAGACAGUGAGGUCAUCAACCACCCGUCACAGCUGACCGACUGUUCGCUGGCUCCAGUAAUCGUCUACAUCAAGAUGCUUCCCGACAUCCUUCAGAAGCUGAUUAAACUACGAGGCCGAAGCAAGAAAAAUAUGAACGUACAAGUAGUGGGAGCACAGAAACUACUACAGUGUCAUGAGGAAAUGUUCGAUCUGUCACUAGACGAGGCGAUCUUUGAAGAUGCCUGUGCACAUCUAGGUGAGUUUCUUGACCAGUACUGGAGGGAUCUUCAUCCCGAUGAUCCCGAGAUAGCUAAACAAAUGAUGCUUACUGGAGCAGACUUCCCUGAUCGACCCAACCCCAUGCUAUCCAGUGCCUCGGGAAGGUCUACCUCGUUCAAAGAGGCCAGUGAAAGAAAACAAAGCUUGGCUCCACUCAAACUCGACCAUAUUACACCGAGACUAAGCGUCAGCAGCGCUGAAGGAGCCCCUGGGUUCAAACAAGGUCUGGGACAAGGUCAAGGUCAACAGAAAAUAAAGAAAGACGGCGAACCAAAGCAUAAAGCAUCACAGAUCAAGCACAAGGUAUCUGAGAGCGGGAGGCAUAAUGCGCCCGGAUUUAGCGUGACACAGUACGAGGAAUACCCCGCUGAUACGAAAGGAUACGAGGAGGAGCCACAGAAUGGUUAUGACUAUUACUACAGGGAACAAGGAUACGAGCAAGGCUUUGAUUACGCAGCAGAAAACCCGUAUGGUUCGCCUAUGGCCAUUCAGGAGUAUGGGUCUGGUAACAACUACGGACAGGAACCCAACCAAUAUGAUCAAUACCAGGAGGGACCUUAUCAAGAGGGAUCUUAUCAGCAGGGACAUUAUCAGGAGGGACAUUAUCAGGAAGGUCAAGGUGAUUACGGCCAAUAUGGUGCCGAUCAAGUAGGGUACCAACUGGAUUAUGGUCAAGAACAGUAUGGCGACUCACAAAAUUACAUGCAGGAUAGUCAAUACGGUUACCAAGGCGACCAAAUGCGUUAUGACAACACGUCUCAUCUCCAUUCUGGUCAUCCUUCUCAACAGGUACAUGGCUAUGGUCCCUAUGACGACCGUUACCCUAACGAAGGUGGCUAUUACUGAAAUUAAGGUGGUUCGACGCAGAAAUACAGAAAAUAUUGCGUUGUCAAGCAACCAGAGGCUGAAAUAACGUCAAGAGUUAGCCUCUAAGCCAACUGUGUCAAUCUCUCAAUUGCCAUUACGUUCAAAACGAAUGAAUUCAAAUGAAUUACAAAUAAUCUUGCGUGAACAAAACAGCACAUUGAUGAUUCUGUCAAGAAAUUUCUUUCAAACAAAAACGACGAUAUAACUAUGGCAAUAUCAAUAUCAUGAAACGUGACUCAAGCGUGACUCAAUGGUUAUUUUUAAAAACGUGGAUCCGAUUGGGUAUGAUCAUUUAGACCGCGUGACUUAAUUGCACGAUGCCGGAUAAGCCUGAAUCUGAUUGCCUAAGAAUAUGUGAAUCAGUGGUAGAGUACGUGACUCAAUUGCAUGACUGAAAAGGGUGGAUCCGAUUGGCUAGGAACAUAUAGAACAAUGCUAGACACGGUGACGUAAUUGCAGAACUAAUAAACGUAUAUCUGAUUAGCUGUGUACAAAGCUUGAGUUUAAACAAUGUGACAUUCUUGCGUGACGUGUGCAUAACUGUGAAGCUUACUAGCACAGUUAUGAACUGCGUGACUUAAUUACGUUACUCAAUUCUUAAUAUGUUUCGAAGUGUUACAAGAAUGGCAAGUUUAUUUUUGUAGUUUGGACAUGGUAAAUUUAAGUAAGAUAACAACUGCUGCAAUACCUUUAAGACUAAUCCUACAUCAUGAGGCGCGAAAAAAUUAUAUUGAUAAAAUGAAAUUCACAAGCUGGCAAAACCACGAAGAGCAUGAAUCUUGACUAAUAUACCUCUGCGAAAAUGGCGUCUCAAUAUUUAUCCAUUUAUUGCUAUUAAUCUGCACAAAAUAUUUAUAGAAAACCAAUGUAUAAAUUAACUACUAUACUGUCCGUCCAGGUUGUAGAUAAACUAGUUUGGACUGCAACACGAGUUCCAGGAAUAUAUAGCAAGCACUGUCACGUGAUUUGAAAAAUAUUAUGAAAUAAUUCCGACGUUUCGAAAUUAAGUGAUAUCUCUAAUAAGCGGACAUUCUUCAUUAAACAUACAAUUUACUAGUUCUAUAUGUACUGUAAAACAAGCUUCUCUAAGCAGACACCGUUUAUUAGACGAACACCAGGCAAGGUCCCAAAGGUGUCCACUUAAUAGAGGUAUCACUGUAUUCACUUUAAAACAAACCUCUAUUCAGCUGACACCCUUUAUUAAAAGGAUACCAGGUAAGGUCCCAAAGGUGUCCACUUAAUAGAGGUGCCACUGUAUUUACUAUAAAACAAACCUCUAUUCAGCCGACACCCUUUAUUAAAAGGGUAUCAAGCAAGAUCCCAAAGGUUAAAAUUAUUUGAGUUGAAGAAAACUACCCUCUAUUCCUUACGGUUCUCCACACCCAAACCCUUACAGACCCCCCUCCAUCAUCCCUAUUCUAUUUGAUACGCUUUAUCUGUUGAAUCUACUUAAAUGCAAUAAAUUUUUUUGUUUGCA
Molecule: messenger RNA, 3310 nt
Organism: Actinia tenebrosa (Australian red waratah sea anemone)
Lineage: Eukaryota; Metazoa; Cnidaria; Anthozoa; Actiniaria; Actiniidae
Product: voltage-dependent L-type calcium channel subunit beta-2
Biological process (GO): calcium ion transmembrane transport
Cellular component (GO): voltage-gated calcium channel complex
Molecular function (GO): voltage-gated calcium channel activity
Source: RefSeq, a predicted model, not a curated record